Clunio marinus is the source of this 1641-nucleotide messenger RNA. The record is from the annotation of a GenBank genome assembly. Lineage: Eukaryota; Metazoa; Arthropoda; Insecta; Diptera; Chironomidae.
AUGAUGAGCUCAACAUCAUCAACAUGCAUGGAUGGAUAUGGAAAUUUUAUGAUGCACCAACAUCAGGUGCCGCUCAAUUUCUUCAAUCAUAAUAACCAGCAAAUAUAUCAAAAUGGAAAUACAUUUUCAAAUGCAAAUGAAUGGACAGGCGUUCCACUAGUUAAGUCUUCACUCGACUCAACACGCCGUAAAAAGGUUCAAUCAAGUCGAAGCAAUGGAUAUGAAUAUGAUGAGAACUCGAUGUCACGGCUGGCAAAACAUACGCAAGGUGCACCGAUUAUAAUGGCGAGUCGUUAUCAAAAUAAAUCUUUGAAGCUCGUCCAACCAUUUAGUCACGAGAGUGGAGAUACACGAAAUAAUAAUAUUAAUGGAUGCUCAAAGGCACCUCUAGUGGAUGAUGCACAUAACUAUGACGAGGCAGGCUAUCAUGCAAACGGAACGUGUUUGCCACGAAUCAUAAAGCCAAGAAAGCGAAGAAAGAAAGAUAGAAAGCCAAUUGCUAGUACAUCGAUUGAAAACAAUCCACCUAAUCCUUUCGCUUUCUCAUCAAACCAGUCCAAUGGAUUUAUGCAAAACAUGAGUGCAACAAGUAAUAACAACGCUUACCAAACUCAAUCAGCAAACGAUAAUUUUAAAAAACCUGCACCGCCAACAAAUGAAAAUAAUUUGUUUUUUAAUUGUGAUUUUGAUCCAAGUACAUUUUUACCACUUCCAUCAUCGACCUCAUCGUCACCAAUUUCAUUAUCUAAUUCAUCUCUCUCAUCAUCAACUACAGCGAGUUCAUGCAGCUGUCGGCUUUGUGAUCCGAAUUGUAAGAUUUGGGCUUUUCCAUUAAGAAGGUCAUUCAGCGAUAAUUCAGCUGUUGAAUUGGAUCAUCACAACAAUAGUAAUUUUGAUACUGUGCACAUUGAGACAAACAAAAAAGAUGUCGGUGUCAUUGGAGGUAACCGAGUGAAGACAGAAUGGAACUCAAGAGGCGGAUCAACAUUUUCAAUUCUCGACAUGAUUGAAUUUAAUAAUCAUCAGCAUCAAAAAUCUCUCGUGAUGGAAGUUAAUCGUUUGCGAAGUGAAAGUUCAAGUGAUUCAGGUGAUUCUGGAUGUGAUCUUCUUCUUGGCGGUCUUACAAUAUCAGACAACAUUCUCACAUCAACCUUAAAAACUUUCGGUGACAAUUUAACAAGCGAGAAAUUAAACGCAAUUACGCAACGACUAUCAGAUUUCAGUCUCAUGUCAACACCAAGAGCAACUGAUUUAAUCUCUUCAAUCGACAUGAUCAACAAUACAAACGACUCACAUUUAAAUGCAAAUGAGUUAGCUGCCGAAAAUCGCUCUCAACUAGAUAACUUGCUGAGCUUCCAAUCAAACCACAAUAGCAACAACAAUGGUAUUAAAAUGUGCGAAUUCAGUGAUCACCAUCGCGGAAGUGAUUUGGAUACAGUUCCCGUGUUAGACAACAGUGGCACAUGUAAUUAUGGCAACUUGAUGUCGCCAAUGUUAGUAAAUAAGCAAAAUUUUAGUAGUAAUUUAGAUAUGAAUAAUAACAACCAUCAUGAUUUAAAUUCAAUCGUAGAUGGUGGUCAUGAAAGUUUGAAAGAAAGAACAUUUUUUGAUCGUCUUGAUAUGACGUGGAAAGGAUCAUAA